Messenger RNA from Lagenorhynchus albirostris (white-beaked dolphin), 1803 nucleotides. It is a transcript of the gene GNG8, whose product is annotated as G protein subunit gamma 8. Lineage: Eukaryota; Metazoa; Chordata; Mammalia; Artiodactyla; Delphinidae. Gene Ontology annotation, biological process: G protein-coupled receptor signaling pathway. The record is from RefSeq and is a predicted model, not a curated record. The coding region runs from base 1530 to 1742 and encodes 70 amino acids. The transcript has 3 exons. Gene Ontology annotation, cellular component: heterotrimeric G-protein complex. Gene Ontology annotation, molecular function: G-protein beta-subunit binding.
GUCCCCUGCGGAGGGCGCGGUCUGAGUUUUCUGUCUCUCUACCCCGCUCUGUUUUGUGUCUCUGGGUGUCUGUGUUUCUCGGUCACUAUUUCUGUCUCUGUACUUUUCUGUGUGUGUCUCCUGUACCCUGUACGUCUCGAUGUCUGUCUCUCUCUGCAACCCUCUGCCUGUCUCUGUCUUAGUCCCUAGGUCUCUAUCUCUCCAAAUUUCCGUCUCUGUGUCCCUAUCUCUCUCUGCCUCUGUCUCUCCCUGCGUCUCUCUCUCCCUCUCUGAAUUUCUGUGUCCCAGUCCAUCUUCAAUGAUCUCCCUCUAGCUCCCUCCACCUUUCUGUGUCUCUUUCCCACGUCUGCAUGCCUAGCCGGACAGCGGGGGCGCCUUGCCCUCAGGGUUUCCACAGCCGCCUACGGCUUUGGCGCCGGCAGGGUGGGCAGCUCGGCGGGCCGCGGGCGCCCCCGUGUGGCCCGCAGGGGGCUGUAAGGAGAGGACAGCAGGCAGAGUGCGCGCGCCCGCAUGGGUGUGCCUGGUACAGAGCACUGUGGCCGCCCGUGGGUGACACCGGGAGGUAGUGUGUGACGCCAAGAGACUCACUGUGUGAGUGUGUACUACUUGAGAUCGCGCGUGACGCCAGAGGUUGUGUGUGGCUGUGUGACCUUGUGAGAUUUUCUGUGACAACCAGAAACAGAGUUUCACUGUGUGAAAUCGUGUUACACCGAGACGUUGUGUGUGACAGUGUAUGUGAGGUGACCGAGAUGACCUAUAGGUGACUGCGUGUGACACCGUGAGGUUGGGUGUCCCUGAGACACUAUUUGGGGGAUGUUUGUGGCAUCGAGAAACCAUACGUGAGCAAGAGAUCGUGUGUGACACUGUGCAACAUGGUGAGGACAGGAGAGUUGUGUGUGUCACACGGGCAGAUGGUGUGUGAGAGAGGGCGAGAAUGAAUGAGUGUGAUCCACCAGGUAAUGAUGUGAGAAGCAGUGUGAGAGGCCCCGGGGGCGGGGGAGCUGGGUGUGAGAGUGACCAUGUGAGUGUGAGACAGGAUGUUUCAGCCACACUGAUGACGUAGGAGAAGCUGGGUGGGACUGUGUGUAACACGGAUCAUGUGGGACCCUGAGACUGGCCCAGUGUCAGGACAGUGCAUUAGAGCGUGUUCAACCGUCCUGGGCACUCAGAUGGGUGUACAAGAGAAACCUCGUGUGUGUAAGUGUACGUGUGUGACACCAGGAGAUUGCGGUGUGAGGGCGACAGCUGUGUGUGACACACUGUGUAAGGCUCGGCAUGACAUCUUGAGAGAUUGUGUGCGAUCCUGUGCGGAGCUGUGUGUGUAUGCUUGACACUCUCGAGUUGUGUAAGAUGUCACCAGUGAGGAUGGGCCAGACUCGGAGAGCCUGUGAGGGGCCGUGUGACAUUUUGAGAGGCUGUGUGACUGUGGCGCUCUGGGAGGUUGUGUGUUGAGCACAGCUGGUUCAGGAGACCGUGUGCAGCACCGUGUGACACAGCGUGAUAUUGUUCGUUUCUCUGCCAGGGACGCCAUGUCCAACAACAUGGCCAAGAUAGCGGAGGCCCGGAAGACGGUGGAACAGCUGAAGCUGGAGGUGAACAUCGACCGUAUGAAGGUGUCACAGGCGGCGGCCGAACUCCUGGCCUUCUGCGAGACUCAUGCCAAAGACGACCCGUUGGUGACGCCGGUACCCGCCGCAGAGAACCCCUUCCGCGACAAGCGCCUCUUCUGCGUCCUGCUCUGAGCCCUCCCGACAGCUUACCCUCCCCUGUCAAAGUAUGAAUCCAAUAAACGUGGUGACUGUG